Molecule: messenger RNA, 1152 nt
Organism: Cooperia oncophora
Lineage: Eukaryota; Metazoa; Nematoda; Chromadorea; Rhabditida; Trichostrongylidae
Source: the annotation of a GenBank genome assembly
AUGGCCAUGCUCCGGAGCGGCUGGCGACGAGGUGGAGCGAUAGAGCUUGGAGAAUUAGCCAAGCUCUUGACUUCAGAAGAAAAACAGUUAAUGAAGCAGCAGUGUGGAGGACUGCAAACUUUUCUUAGGAAUCAACAUCAAGUGUUCAAGCUCACUAUGAGCAAAAUUGUCGAAAAUGUUUUGUACUUAGCUGACUCGUACAAGGAAGGGACUACUCAUGUCUACUCGUAUUUUGAAAGUCGUGGUGGAAAGUUCCCAGAGGUAUGCUUCUUCGGCCUUCAGUACAUCCUGAAACGAUGGCUUGUUGGGAAGGUCGUGACUCAUAAGAUGAUAGAUGAUGCAAAAACAUUUUACAAGCUUCAUUUUAACAUGGACGUUUUCAAUGAGUCAGGUUGGAGGCAUAUUGUUGAUAAGCAUGAUGGAUGCCUCCCGCUACGAAUCAAAGCUGUACCUGAAGGAAGUGUGGUUCCCACUAAAAAUGUACUAUUUACUAUAGAGAAUACUGAUCCUGAGGUCCCAUGGCUCACGAAUUGGUUCGAGACUCUCUUGGUGCAGACCUGGUAUCCAAUGACGGUCUGCACUACUUCAAGAGCAUAUAAACAGCUUAUUGCUAGCUUUCUUUACAAAACCAGUGACUCAAUGGAUGGACUGCCUUUCAAGUUACAUGAUUUUGGCUAUCGAGGCUCAACUUCUGUGGAGAGUGCAGGACUUGGUGGUGCUGCCCAUUUAGUGAAUUUUGUGGGUACUGAUACCAUAGCAGGUUUGCAGUUAUGCAGGGAAUAUUACUCGUGCGAAAUGGCUGGAUUCAGCAUACCUGCCACUGAACACAGUACAAUCACGACAUGGACUCGUGAAGGCGAGGUUGCGGCAUUCCGGAAUAUGCUGCGACAGUAUCCAAAGAAGGUUAUAGCCGCCAUCCUUGUACAUAUUGCAGGUGCUAGGAUUACUCGAGGAAAAGUUUCCAGUGACGGUAAAUGGGAAAGGUUACAAAAUUUUACCGCCCUAUUUGGCGAAAUCAUGACAAGUGUGUACGGGCAUCACUUAUGGAAUCGAAUUGGACGCGAUCCUUCAGUCGCCAGCUUUAUCAAAAAGGAGGGUGGAGUGCGGACAAUGUGGUGUUUGGCGCUGGAGGUUCACUUCACCAACGACUAA